AUAAGUGAACAUUUGAACAAAAAUACGAAGUGUAAUCGCAUUGAUUGAAAAUAGAAAAUUGAUGAUCAGUUUCAUUAGAGUUAGCUGCUUGAGUGUAUACUGAACAUAUUCUGAAACUUGAGAAAAAAUAAUUAAGAAUUUUAAAUCAAACUAAGCAUCGCAACAAAAAAAAAGAACAAAAAAUAUUGAAAAUAUUAUAUAGCAAAAAAGUGCUUGAAUUGAAAUCUUAAACAGUUUUAAACUUUAAAAAUAAAAAAAUUAAAAAAAUAUUGAAGAUUCUGCAUAGACAUUCAGAAUAAAGUAAUAUGAAUAACUUCUGAUAGUUAAAGCACAACAGUCAACAACAGUAAACAAAUCAAAGUAUCCAUUUCUUGUAAUCAACCACCACUCGCGCUUAACCCUCCUUGAGCAUCACACAAAAAUGCCUUCCACCACUUUAGUCAAACAGGACAGUCUCGCGUUGAUGAUCGACGAGGAGCUCGCCAUGCAGCUGGCCGAGUCACAGGCCGAUAAGGGCGAAGAUGUGCUCGUCAAUCGUUUGGAGGAUAUUAGCGUGCACUUGAAACAAUUAAAUCAUCUCAAUCAGUAUAUGCAAAUAACUGAAGAACUGAAUGAAUACAAGAAGAAUGAAGCAGGACCAUCUACGUCAAGGGGUUGCCCUAUGCAGCGCCCCAUUCGUUUGAAGAAUAUCGAGGGCAAACCGGAAGUGUACGACAAAUUGCAUCUGAAGGGACAAGAGAAUCUGUCUUGCUCGAAAUCGACAUGUAUGAGCAGUGUUAUGGGCUUCUACACAGCCUCGUUGGAGUCGCGCAAACAAGAAGAAGUGCUCGAUCAAGCGAGGGACUUUCUGGAACAAUAUUUCACUUCCAUGAAAAAGGCAUCCAGUCCACGUCAUGAAGCGCGCUGGAAGGAAGUGCAACAGAGCAUCGAAGCCACAGGCGAAUAUCAGUUAACCGAAGCUGAGUUAACCUUCGGCGCCAAGGCGGCCUGGCGCAAUGCUUCACGUUGUAUUGGGCGUAUUCAGUGGUCCAAAUUGAAGGUAUUCGAUUGUCGUCAUGUAACCACCACAAGGGGCAUGUUCGAGGUCUUGUGCAAUCACAUUAAAUACGGCACAAACAAGGGUAAUAUUCGUUCAGCCAUUACGAUUUUCCCUCAGCGCACCGAUGGUCUCCAUGAUUAUCGCAUCUGGAAUAGUCAGCUGAUUUCCUAUGCCGGCUACAGACAGAGUGACGGCACAAUUAUUGGUGAUCCAAUAAAUGCUGAGUUCACUGAUGUCUGCUUGAAAUUGGGUUGGAAGAGCAAAGGCACAGAGUGGGACAUUCUUCCAUUGGUGGUCUCUGCCAAUGGCGAAGAUCCUGAACUAUUCGAAUAUCCACCUGAUUUGAUAUUGGAGGUGCCCUUCUCGCAUCCAAAGUAUGAGUGGUUCGCCGAACUUGCGCUGCGCUGGUACGCUUUGCCUGCUGUCUCGUCGAUGAUGUUCGAUGUGGGUGGCAUUCAAUUUACCGCAACCGCAUUCAGCGGUUGGUAUAUGUCCACCGAAAUCGGUUGCCGCAAUUUGUGUGAUACAAAUCGACGAAAUGUAUUGGAGACCGUUGCCACUAAAAUGGAAUUGGACACGCGCACCACUUCGUCUCUGUGGAAGGACAAAGCAUUGGUUGAAGUCAAUUUGGCUGUCUUGCACUCUUUCCAAAGCCGAAAUAUCACUAUUUUGGAUCACCACACGGCCAGUGAGAAUUUCAUGAAACAUUUUGAGAAUGAGUCGAAAACACGCAAUGGCUGCCCGGCUGAUUGGAUUUGGAUUGUACCCCCACUCUCCGGUUCGGUGACGCCCGUCUAUCAUCAAGAAUUCGCCCUCUACUAUCUGAGGCCUUCGUUCGAUUAUCAACAUCCUGCCUGGAAGGUGCACGUAUGGGAAAAGGAACGUGGUGAAAUCAAGCCGAGACGUAAAUUCAACUUUAAGCAGAUUGCAAGAGCCGUUAUGUUCACUUCGUUUUUGUAUUUGCGCGCUCUGUCGAAACGUAUUAAGGCUACAGUUCUCUAUGCCACUGAGACGGGUAAAUCGGAGCAGUAUGCAAAGCAACUGGCGGAGUUGAUGGGACAUGCCUUCAAUACACAUACCUACUGCAUGUCCGACUACGAUAUCUCCAAUAUCGAACAUGAAUCACUUUUGUUUGUGGUGGCUUCCACAUUCGGUAACGGCGAUCCACCAGAAAAUGGCGAGCUCUUCUCUCAAGAUUUGUAUGACCUACAUGAAAAUGCGGAAAUUACCAAGGAUAGCAGCGUGGAUAUCUUUUCGCCUAAGUUCCAACGCCUAAAUAUUGAUGAUAUUCAAAAAUCCGAGCCGUUGCGCAAAUUGAACUUCGCCGUUUUUGCGCUGGGUUCCACCACUUACCCGAACUUCUGCGCUUUCGGCAUCUAUCUGGACAGAAUUCUCGGUGAACUUGGCGGCGAGCGGCUGUUCGAGGUCACCUGUGGCGAUGAAAUGUGUGGCCAAGAGCAAACAUUCCGCAAAUGGGCGCCUGAAGUAUUCAAAUCCGCUUGCCAAACAUUCGAUUUGGACUAUGCAGAAGGUUUAUCGGACGCAUUCCAAGAUGACACGCUCACUGCCAGUACCGUGCGUAUGGUGCCCUCACAACGCGAGGGCACCGUCGAUCAGCUGCUUUCAAAAUACCACAAUAAGAAGGUGCAACGCUACAAGAUCAAGUCGGCGCCACGCAAUCUCACCAAACUGGCUGAAAAUGAAAAUCCUACCAUUUUGGUGGAAAUCUAUGCGCCCGGUUUGGAUUAUGAGCCAGGUGAUCAUGUGGGCAUCUUCCCGGCCAAUCGCACAGAUAUUGUUAAUGGCGUUUUGAAGCGCUUAACCGGUUUCGAGGAUCCCGAUGAAGUGCUGCAAGUGCAAGUGAUGAGGAAGAAGAAGACACCCAACGGCACCUUCAACUGCUGGGAACCACAUGACAAGAUCCCCGCCGAAACGCCACGUGCACUCUUGACACAUUUCUUUGACAUUAACACGCCACCACAGCAGGAGCUAUUGAAUUUACUGGCUGAUUUCUGUGACGACAACUACGAUGCGGAGCGUCUGCAGAAGCUGGGCACAGAUAGUGCUGCCUAUGAGGAAUGGCGCCAAUUGCAUUUGCCUACAUUGCUCACCGUGUUGGAACAAUUCCGUUCAUGCAAGCCGCCUGCAGGUUUGCUCUUCGGCAACCUCAUGCCUUUACAAUCGCGUUUCUAUUCCAUCUCCUCGUCGCCACGCAAGGUCAUUAACGAAAUCCAUUUGACUGUGGCCAUUGUCAAGUAUAAGAAUCAACGCGGUAAUGAACGUUUUGGUGUUAGCUCGAAUUAUUUGGCCAACAUGAAAGAGCAGGAGUCACUAUACUUCUUCGUACGCAGCGCGCCCGGUUUCCAUUUGCCUAAGGACUCAGCGGAGCCGAUGGUGCUCAUCGGACCUGGCACGGGCAUUGCGCCUUUCCGCUCUUUCUGGCAAGAGUUGGAGGUGUGGCGCGAAUUGAAAAUGCAACGCUCAAAGGUGUGGCUCUUCUUCGGUUGUCGUACGCGUGAAAUGGACUUGUACGCUGAGGAAAAGGCGCUGUUGGAGCGUGAGAAGAUCUUGGAUCGCGUAUUUCUUGCUCUGUCGCGUGAAAUUGAGAUACCAAAGACCUACGUACAGCAUCAAAUUGAAAAUGAAUUUGAUUCUCUUUACCAACUGAUUGUCGAGGAGCGAGGACACAUUUACGUGUGCGGUGAUGUGACAAUGGCUGAGGAUGUCUACGAGACAAUUAGGAAAUGCAUUGCUAAGAAAGAACAAAAAAGCGAGGCAGAAGUGGAGGCGUUCCUAUUGACAUUGAGACACGAAAAUCGCUACCACGAAGAUAUAUUCGGUAUUACCUCACAUGCAGGUGAAGCACGAAAUAAGUCAACACUGCGGCGCGGCUCGCGAACGCUGAAUGCGUUGUAAGCUAAUUUUCCACCAAGAAAAAGACUGCAGACUUGAAUUUGUAAUCGAAGAAAAUUUACAAAAAAACAUUUACAUAUAUUUUAAAAAAUAA
Messenger RNA from Anastrepha obliqua, 4046 nucleotides. RefSeq names its product nitric oxide synthase-like. The coding region runs from base 422 to 3955 and encodes 1177 amino acids. The record is from RefSeq and is a predicted model, not a curated record. Lineage: Eukaryota; Metazoa; Arthropoda; Insecta; Diptera; Tephritidae. The transcript has 17 exons. Gene Ontology annotation, biological process: nitric oxide biosynthetic process. Gene Ontology annotation, molecular function: calmodulin binding; FMN binding; NADP binding.